AUGACUGAAAUUUUUCACUAUCCAGAAGAAAAGGUUUUCAAGGCAUUUGUAUGGUCGAAGACAUUUGUUUUCCAUGUGAUCACCGUGGUCUUUCUCUUCCUUGCACCAAUUAUAAUCCUUUGUAACCUGAAAUAUAUUUGGAUAGAUUUCAAAUAUAUUCCUGUCAAUAUGGGUCCAUGUUUCCCUGAAAUAAGUCAGUCAUUUGCUUGGAUUUAUACUGCUGAUGAUCAAAAUCAAAUCAACUCCAAUUUCUGGUCUGGAAUGGAUGUAACUUGGAACACUUUUGGAAAUGAAUUUAUUAGUAUUGAAGACCACUUCCUAUCUGGAUCAAUAAACUACUUCAGCUAUGAAGAUCCUGUUCCAUGGCCAUCAAAAGAUGUCGGGAAACUAGACUAUAAGGCAACUGAGAUUUCGAUCGAUAUAUUUAAUGUUACCAGUCUCAAAAUAAUCGGCAAGCGUCUUUUUAUCCCGAUAACUUGUGGUUUACGACAAAACAAUAAUGAGUUCUCACUGAACGUGACUGGAUUAAUAUGGAGUGAAUUCAUUUCCCAAACGUCAAUGACUGAUUUGUUUAUUCAAAGUGAAUUAACUAUAAAGCAAACACAAUCGAUUAAAUUGCACGGAAUGGAUCCAAUAGAAAAGAAGUACUACAUGAGACCUGUAAUGAAUAUGAAUACUUUACGUUAUAAUUCAAUAAUUUCAAACAUAAACAAUGCAAUGUAUGAUAUGAUAGAUAGAAAUUUGACCAUUCAUCUCGGAAAAACACAAUAUUAUAUGUCAACUAGCGAAACAGACGCCCAACCAUCAGAAUCAUUUCAUAUUACAUUGGUAAUAAAUCUUCCAGAGCAAGAACUAUUAUUUGAAACACCAUUUAUUCAUAGAUUAAAAUGGGCAUAUAUCUUUUACAUUGGUAUAUGGAUUAUAUUUUAUUGGCCAAUUCAAUGGUUACAACGUUGGGUAUUUGAAAAACGUCGAUUGAUGAUUUGUGAUAAUUUCGUUGAAUUUAAAAAACCGUCAGAGAAUGUUUACUUAAGUCAAUUGAAGAAUGAAUGGUGA
Molecule: messenger RNA, 1056 nt
Organism: Schistosoma intercalatum
Lineage: Eukaryota; Metazoa; Platyhelminthes; Trematoda; Strigeidida; Schistosomatidae
Source: the annotation of a GenBank genome assembly